AUAGUGCUCCUCCCUCCACUCGGGUCGGCAACUUGGCGUCUGACGGGCCAGAAGAGUGGUGGGCCGGCCCAGACAGGACAGGAGGAGGCCUGUAUCUGUAUGUAGGAAAGCAAAGCAAAAAGGAAACCCGCAGAGCAGAGCAGCAUCCCCCCUCCUCCACCUCCACCUCUCUAGCGCACGGCGCAGCCGUCUGUCAGAAACCCUAAACUUCGGCGAUGGCGGCGGCACCGGCAGGCGGGGGCGCGCGGGCGCUGUCCCAGCGGGAGCAGGAUAUCCAGAUGAUGCUCGCAGCCGACGUCCACCUGGGCACCAAGAACUGCGACUUCCAGAUGGAGCGCUACGUGUACAAGCGCCGCACGGAUGGUAUCUACAUUAUUAACCUUGGGAAGACCUGGGAGAAGCUACAGUUGGCCGCGAGGGUCAUCGUUGCAAUUGAAAACCCCCAAGAUAUCAUAGUGCAGUCUGCUAGGCCCUAUGGCCAGAGGGCUGUGCUCAAGUUUGCGCAGUACACUGGUGCUCACGCCAUUGCCGGCAGGCACACUCCUGGUACAUUCACCAACCAGUUGCAAACCUCAUUCAGUGAGCCACGCCUUCUUAUCCUCACUGACCCCAGGACUGAUCAUCAGCCCAUUAAGGAGUCUGCACUUGGAAACAUUCCCACUAUUGCCUUCUGCGACACUGACUCCCCUAUGCGCUAUGUUGAUAUUGGCAUUCCUGCCAAUAACAAGGGGAAACAGAGCAUUGGCUGUCUGUUCUGGCUGCUUGCCAGAAUGGUCCUCCAGAUGCGUGGUACAAUUCUUCCAGGACACAAGUGGGACAUCAUGGUUGACCUUUUCUUCUACAGAGACCCAGAGGAAGCAAAGGAGCAGGAGGAAGAAGAGGCUCUGGUUGCUCCUGACUAUGGCGCAGUUGCAGAAUAUACUGCUCCAGGGACUGACAACUGGGGCGCUGAUUGGGGAACUGGUGAAGCUGCAGCUGCGCCUGCUGGCAUUCCAGCUGCUGGUGCAGACUGGGCUGCUGCUCCAGCUCCUCCUGCUGAUGGUGUCUGGGAUGCAGCUGCGGCUCCUCCAGCAGCCACCGGAUGGGAACAAGGCACUGCCCCUGCCGCGGCACCUACUGGAUGGGAGUAAAGAGUAAAUCAGCAUGGUUGAUGGUUUAUAAUUGUCGUCAUCAGAAGUUGUUGGUAGACACUGCUUCAGUAGCAGCUUUGAACUUUUUACGUGCUACUAGAUGAGAAUCAAUGUUGUGUUAUUGACUCUGCUGAGACAGCGAGUGAACCGGUCCCCCCUUUUUUGUUAUCAUGUCAAAUGGAUAGCUCUGUUUUAAGCGUAUUUUGUGAACUGUAAAGGAAUCAGAAGGGGUUAGUUGUCUCCUAA
Molecule: messenger RNA, 1376 nt
Organism: Sorghum bicolor (sorghum)
Lineage: Eukaryota; Viridiplantae; Streptophyta; Magnoliopsida; Poales; Poaceae
Product: 40S ribosomal protein SA-like
Exons: 5
Coding region: 216-1130 (304 amino acids)
Biological process (GO): ribosomal small subunit assembly; cytoplasmic translation
Cellular component (GO): ribosome; 90S preribosome; cytosolic small ribosomal subunit
Molecular function (GO): structural constituent of ribosome
Source: RefSeq, a predicted model, not a curated record